GUGCAAGUGGCUGGAAGAUCCCUUCUGAGCCUGGCAGAGGAGAAGAAACAGGAAGGGCCCCGGGUUCUGAGGUCCCUCCAUAGAUGGAGAGUAAUUGGGUGGAUCACACAAAUCUUUCUCCUGAUCUGUCUUUCAGAGGGGUCCCCAAGGAUAGAAGUCAAGUUCAGGAUACUUCACUAGCGGACAAAAUGGAGUCACCGUUGUCCACUGAAUCAUCUCCUCCUAUUGGUGAAGCUGAAAGAUCUGCUGGAUUCCCGACUCAGGGUCCUGUGUCCUUUGGGGAGGUGGCCAUCCAUUUCAACAGUGAAGAGUGGUUGCUGCUUGAUCCCAGCCAGAAAGCCCUGUAUCAAGAAGUCAUAUUGGAAAUAUCUAGGAUGGUGGCCUCUUUAACAUUUGAUGCGCAGAAGAAUGAAAUUCACCAAGAGCCAAAUUUAGUGCCAUUGCAAAUAAUCAAAACUGAAAUUCCUGGGGAGACAUCUACAAAUAAGCGGGGAAGGAGGAAACAUGAAAAGAAACACAACCGGAGAGAAGAACCUAUUCUUGAAUGUGUGGAAAUGGAUCGUUUCCUGACCCAACGUGAUUUCCCCAAAGAAAAUACGGGGAAAUGUCAAAGUAGAAAAAGACUCAAAGCAAACCCCAAUAUUAGCAAUCACUGCAAAACUGGAAAGAACUUCAGCAAUAAUAACGAAUGUCUGAAAUCCCACAAAAGGAUCCAUACAGGGGGAAAACCUUAUAAAUAUGUGGAUAUUGGGAAAAGUUUCGGUGUGAAGAGUUCCCUUGCUUCUCAUAAAAGGUUAAAUACUGAAGAAAAAAUGUUUAAAUGCAUAGAAUGUGGGAAGGGCUUCAGCCAGAGCUGUAACCUUAUUUCCCAUAAAAGGAUCCACACAGGAGAAAAACCCUAUAAAUGCCUAGAAUGUGGGAAGGGCUUCAGCCAGAGGAAUGGCCUAGUUUCCCAUAAACGCGUCCACACAGGUGAAAAACCCUAUAAAUGCAUGGAGUGUGGAAAGAGGUUCACUGUAAAAAGUUCUCUUACUUCUCAUAAACGGAUCCACACAGGAGAGAAACCCUAUAAAUGCCUGGAGUGUGGAAAGAACUUCAGGCAAAGCACUGAGCUUGUUUCCCAUAAACGGGUCCACACAGGAGAAAAACCCUAUGAAUGCCUGGAGUGUGGAAAGAGCUUCAGUGUAAAGAGUGCUCUUACUUCUCAUAAACGGGUCCACACAGGAGAAAAACCCUAUAAAUGCAUACAGUGUGGGAAGAGCUUCAGAAGUAGUAGUUACCUGAUACUGCACAAAAGGAUCCAUACAGGGAGAAAACCUUAUAAAUGUGUGGAUUGUGGACAAAGGUUCAGUAGGAAGAAUUUCCUUACUUCCCAUAAACGGGUCCACACAGGAGAAAAACCUUAUAAAUGCAUAGAAUGUGGGAAGGGUUUCUCCAGUAGUAAUUAUCUGAUGUGCCAUAGAAGGAUCCAUUCAGGGGAAAAACCUUAUAAAUGUGUGGAUUGUGGGGAAAGGUUCAUUAGGAAGAAUUCCCUUACGUCCCAUCAAAGGAUACAUACUGGAGAAAAACCCUUUAAAUGCAUAGAAUGUGGGAAAGGCUUCAGGCAAAGCUGUCAACUUAUUUCCCAUAAACGGGUCCACACAGGAGAAAAACCCUAUAAAUGCCUAGACUGUGGAAAGAGCUUCAAGCAAAGCGGUAGCCUUAUUUCCCAUAAACGGGUGCAUACAGGAGAAAAGCCCUAUAAAUGCAUGGAGUGUGGAAAGAGCUUCAGUGUAAAGAGUUCUCUUACUUCCCAUAAACGGGUCCACACGGGAGAAAAACCCUAUAAAUGCCUGGAGUGUGGAAAGAGCUACAAAAACAGCAGUUACCUGAUCCUCCAUAAAAGGUUCCACACGGGGGAAAAACCCUAUACAUGCCUGGAGUGCGGAAAGAGCUUCACGAUCAAGACUAAUCUUACUUCUCAUGAAAGCAUCCACACAGGAGAGAAACCCCAUAAAUGUCUAGAGUGUGGGAAGAGCUUCCACCGAAGCACUGAACUUAGUUUCCAUAAUAGGAUCCAUACUGGAGAAAAACCUUAUAAGUGCACAGCGUGUGGAAAGACGUUUGCUGCCAAUAGGUCUCUUUCGAACCAUAACAGGACCCACGCAGGAGAGAGCUCUCAGGAUCCCGACAGGUGCCCUAAUUAACAAAAUGCUCUAUAAAUGCCUGGAAUGUGGGGAGAUCUUCAGUUUUAUAAGUCACCUUACUUCCCAUAAGAGGAUCCACAGCAGAGGGAUAUAGAAAUGUAUGGAAUG
Molecule: messenger RNA, 2294 nt
Organism: Pseudonaja textilis
Lineage: Eukaryota; Metazoa; Chordata; Lepidosauria; Squamata; Elapidae
Source: RefSeq, a predicted model, not a curated record